Messenger RNA from Biomphalaria glabrata, 4323 nucleotides. RefSeq lists its product as uncharacterized. Lineage: Eukaryota; Metazoa; Mollusca; Gastropoda; Planorbidae. Gene Ontology annotation, biological process: DNA integration. Gene Ontology annotation, molecular function: nucleic acid binding; zinc ion binding. The transcript has a single exon. Bases 402 to 4031 code for a protein of 1209 amino acids. The record is from RefSeq and is a predicted model, not a curated record.
AGACGCAAUAUUAUAGAAAGAUUAUUAUUUGAUUCUUCUACCAGCAGGGCCGGCCUUAAGUAAUUGGAGGCCCUAGACGAAGUGCAUAAGGAGGUUCCAAUGCGAAGCUAAUAGUGUGACCCCAAAUGAAAUUGAAAAAAAAAAUGCAAUGAAUUAUAGACCGUUUAAUAUCUAAAUCUAAAAUCAACAAAUACGUUACUGUCGUGAAUUUGCUUAUUUGGAUUGUCACCCCUUAGUGUUUGUUACACUUGUUAACCUGUGUACUGACCGUAUUUCGUAGUCCGUGUUGUGAACUCUACUAUAUGUGUAGUUGUUUGUCAUUCAGUGAAAUAAAGCUUUGAAUGUAACAUGGUAUUGUUAUUAUUAAGUACAACAAUUUAUUUCACUGAAUCUGUCUAAACAUGGAUAGACUACUUCGGCCUGAAAGGUUCGAUGUGGAACCUACCGCACCUCAAGCACAAGAAAAGUGGCUGCACUGGUACGAAACAUUUAAAAACUUUCUGUCUGUAGUUACUAUAGAAAAUGUAGAUAACAAGCAACUACUAAUUAACUACAUUUCGCCAUCGGUGUACCAGAUGAUUAGUGACAAAGAAACAUAUGAGGAAGCGAUCCAGUCACUAAACAACAUCUAUGUGCAGCCCAAUAACGAGGUCUUCGCAAGGCACAAGUUAGCCACGUGCAGACAAGAACAGGGUCAAAGCGUUGACGCCUUUCUUCAAAAACUCCGCAGUCUAUCCAAGGAUUGCAACUUCAAAGCCGUGACAGCUGAGCAACAUCGUGACGAGUCCAUACGCGAUGCAUUCAUAACAGGUAUUGCCUCCAACAGCAUUAGAAAACGUCUCCUUGAGAAAACAGAUUUAAAGUUAAAGGAUGCAUUUGAGGAAGCCAGAGUACUUGAACACGCCUAUCAACAUUCGUUAUUGUACGAGUCACAGUCAGAAACCACUAGUGGGGCUACUACAAAUGCUGUAAGAGAACACCCUGCUGAUCCUGUCGCUCCCCAGUUGCCUGAUCUACGAGCCUCGAUUAAUUCGACUCAAACAAGACAAGAGGUAAGCGCUAUAUCUAUCAAGUGUUACUUCUGUGGCAGAGGAAGACAUCCUCGUAAUGAGUGCCCCGCACGUGAAGCCACAUGUAAUCAGUGUGGCAAGAAGGGACAUUUUCAGAGAUCUUGCAAAUCAAGAAAAUCUACAGCAUUUGCCCUCGCUACGUUGCACUCUUUAGGACUAGGCAAAUCAACCUCCUUGAUUCUUCUCAAUGGGGUGCCACUUAAAGCCUUGAUAGACACUGGAAGCUGUGAGAGUUACGUGGCAGCUCGAGUUGCCAGGAAUCACAAAUGGCCGAUAAAAAUCUCCGUGGACAGAAUAUUUAUGGCUUCUACUCACCUGUCUCGAGUUACUGAAGGCCAUAUCUUUGCUACCAUUCAACUCAAAGAUGAAAAAUAUGAAAAUAUUAAACUGUCACUCUUAGAUGGAUUGUGUUCAGAUGUUAUUCUAGGUUUGGAUUUCAUAAGCCUACACGAGAAUCUACAGAUUCCAUUUAGUGGGAAGAGACCACCUCUGUGCGUAAGUACCCUUAGACCAGCCAAAGUAGAGGCGCCUAGUCUUUUUGGUAACUUAUCUCCAAACUGCACCCCAGUGGCAACUAAGUCACGCAGACACUCACUACUGGACUCUAAGUUUAUUAAUACUGAGAUUCAGAGACUACUCAAAGAAGAAGUAAUAGAACCCUCAAAGUCCCCCUGGCGGGCACAGGUUCUAAUAACAUCCAAUGAGAGGCACAAAAGACGUAUGGUUAUUGACUAUAGCCAGACGAUCAACAGAUUUACGCUGCUAGACGCCUAUCCCAUGCCAAGAAUGGAUGAAUUAGCGGAGAAGAUAUCACAGUUUUCUGUCUUCAGCACUCUGGACCUCAAAAAUGCUUAUCAUCAGAUCCCGAUUAAAGAAGAAGAAAGGCCAUAUACAGCUUUCGAGGCUGGGGGUAGACUUUACCAGUUUCGAAGAAUUCCAUUUGGAGUUACAAAUGGAGUGGCUUGUUUCCAGCGAACCAUAGAUAAAAUAAUCGAAGAUGAGCAACUAGAAAAUACAUUCGCUUAUGUGGACAAUGUGACCAUCUGUGGACAUGAUACUGAAUCUCAUGAUAGAAACCUGCAGAGAUUCUUCAAAGUAGCUCAGAAGUAUGGCAUUACCUUCAACGAAGCUAAAAGUGAGAUAGGAACACAUAGCGUCAGACUGCUGGGAUACGAAAUAUCUAAAGGUCAGCUCAAGCCUGACCCUGAAAGAUUCACAGCCUUGCGGGAAUUAAAUGCUCCGUCGAACCUGCUGGCUUAUUAUUCUCUAUGGAUUCCUAACUUCUCAGACAAAAUCAGCCUCUUAGCUAGAAAUAAACGAUUUCCUGUCCCUGAGGAAGUCAAACAAGCAUUCCAGAACCUAAAGGACGAGCUCGAGGAAUCCGCCGUGUACACCAUUGAUUACACUCGCCCGCUAACAGUGGAGACAGAUGCGUCUGACAUAGCUAUAGCAGCUACACUUAAUCAAGAUGGCCGGCCUGUGGCUUUCUUUUCCCGGACACUAUCGCAAAGCGAAAGGCGGCACUCAUCAGUGGAAAAAGAAGCGUAUGCAAUAGUAGAAUCUUUGAGAAAGUGGAAACACUUUCUUAUUGGAAGACCCUUUACCCUUGUCACAGACCAGCGAUCCGUGUCCUUUAUGUAUUGUAGACAAAAUAAAGGCAAGAUCAAGAAUGAGAAGAUCCAAAGGUGGAGGUUAGAGCUAUCCUGCUUUCACUACGACGUCGUUUACAGACCAGGUACACAGAACACUGCUGCUGACACUUUCAGCAGAAAUCGCUACUUAUCCGCAAUGUCACGUAACGACCUAAAAUUACUCCACAAUAGUUUGUGUCACCCUGGUGUAACAAGAAUGCUACAUUUUGUGAGAUCAAAAAAUCUACCUUUUUCCACCGAUGACGUCAGAACAGUGAUCGACCAGUGCCAGUCAUGUGCUGAACUUAAACCUCGAUUCUUCAGGCCGCCAAUAGGACAAUUAAUCAAAGCCACUCAGCCAUUCGAAAGAAUAAGCAUGGACUUUAAGGGACCUCUCCCUUCCAACUCACGCAAUAAAUAUCUGCUUACCAUGAUCGACGAAUUCUCUAGGUUUCCUUUUGCCUUUGCAUGCCCAGAUAUGUCAUCUGCUACUGUUAUUAAAUGCCUAAAUGAGUUGUUCGCCUUAUUCGGGCUACCUUCCUAUGUCCAUACCGACAGAGGUACUUCCUUUAUGUCUGCUGAAGUACAGAAGUACCUUAACGAAAGAGGAGUUGCUACGAGCAGGACCACGGCUUACAAUCCUAGAGGAAAUGGUCAAAUAGAGAAACUGAACAGUACCCUUUGGAAAGCUAUAACCUUAGCUUUACACUCCCAAGACUUGAGUACGUCUCAGUGGGAACUAGUAUUGCAAGACGCGUUGCACUCAAUUCGGUCACUUCUGUGUACGGCGACGAAUAAAACUCCACAUGAGAGACUCUUUGGAUACUAUCGCAGAAGUACUUCUGGAACAUCCCUACCAACGUGGUUAACAUCUCCUGGCCCCGUGUUGUUAAAAAGAAAUAAUAGAUCCUCUAAGUAUGACCCUUUAACAGAGGAGGUAGAGCUGGUGAACAGCAACCCUCAAUACGCUCUUAUCAAAACAUCUACGGGCCGAGAAGAAACAGUUUCUUUAAGAUUGUUGGCGCCCAAAGAAAAAGACUGUUUCACAGAGAAUGUGAGACCCCCUGUGCUGAGAGACGGUUCCCCCAGGAAUGCGACACCCUCACUUCAAAGCGAAACAGAAAGCAACACAGAGAACUCUUCUCUGAACCCUUCUGUUAACCGAACAACCAAACCACCCCUAUCGGGGGAAGUGGACCCGGUUGAAGCCCCUACCAUCGAGUCACCAAGUAAUGUUGUUAGUACUGAUACUGAUUGUAGUAAUACUGCCGAUCCAAACUGCCGAUACAACCUAAGAGAACGAAAAUCAAGACCCAACUACAGGGUUUAACAGACUGAUGUGUUCGAUAAACAGUUGCUGUAUAAUAGACUAAUGUGUUUGAUAAACAGUUUGCUAUUAACCAGUAUUGCAGAUGUGUUUAGAUGCUUAUGUUUUAUUAAUCAUUGUAUUUACUUUGACAACUUAAUUUUGUGUUAUAUGUAUAAAAUUUAAACGUGGGGUGAAUGUCGUGAAUUUGCUUAUUUGGAUUGUCACCCCUUAGUGUUUGUUACACUUGUUAACCUGUGUACUGACCGUAUUUCGUAGUCCGUGUUGUGAACUCUACCAUGGGCGUAGCCAGGGG